CGGGCGUUGCCAGACGGAGCCAAGCCCACAGGACGUGCAGUCAGUCUGCUGCUAAGUCUCUGGAGUUAGCUCGGGAGCUAGCCAUGAGCUAACAAGUAGCUAGCUGAGUCUUCUCAUCUUGCUGCCAUAAUUCAACCUCCGUCAAACGCCCUCCUAAGGCGAACCCUAUUUUAUUUACAGGAUUGAUCAUUUUUUGCUCCUUGUUGCAGCUGGAUUUUACGGUCUUCAUUUUACCAUCCUCCCCUCCAACGCCAGCUCCGCCUUGAACUUUCUACUUUGACACUCAGAUCUCUCAGUACACAGAGCCAUGGCAGCUGCUAAGCCAAAAGGGCAGAACUCUCUCGCCCUUCACAAAGUGAUCAUGGUGGGCAGUGGAGGAGUGGGGAAAUCAGCCCUUACGCUCCAGUUCAUGUAUGAUGAGUUUGUUGAAGACUACGAGCCCACCAAAGCCGACAGUUACAGGAAGAAAGUGGUGCUGGACGGAGAGGAGGUACAGAUUGACAUCCUCGACACAGCUGGACAAGAGGACUAUGCAGCCAUCCGAGAUAACUACUUCCGCAGCGGCGAGGGUUUCCUCUGUGUAUUUUCCAUCACAGAACUGGAAUCAUUUGCAGCAACAGUAGAUUUCAGAGAGCAGAUUCUGCGAGUGAAGGAAGAUGAGAACGUGCCCUUUCUCUUGGUUGGUAACAAGUCAGAUUUGGACGACCGACGGCAGGUUAGCGCAGACGAGGCGAAGGCACGUGCUGAGCAGUGGGGCGUGUGCUAUGUGGAGACUUCUGCCAAAACCCGUGCCAAUGUUGACAAGGUGUUCUUUGACCUGAUGAGAGAGAUCCGGGCGAGGAAAAUGGAGGACAGCAAAGAGAAGAACGGGAAGAAGAAAAGUAAAAGUUUGGCCAAGAGAAUUAGAGAGAGAUGCUGUAUUUUAUAGUGUUAACAGAGAAGCAGGAGAGCUGCUUAUGUACAUAUACAUUUCUCAGACUUUUGCAUUUAUUUUGUGCCCAUACCUGACCAUGACUUUCUGUUCCUGGCUAACAGGACAUCUGACCGUGCGUCAGGGAGUAGUAAGGUGGCACUCCAUACACCAUUUAUAGCUCUAACUUUUUAUGUGCUGACACUCCAAAUAAUUUAUGUACUCUCUCUCUCUUCUCUGAACCACAUUACAGAGUGUAAUAAAUGGAUGGUGUUUAAUUUAGGCCUAAGCUUGACAAGAGGCUAAGCCCUGAAAUGUUACAAAAAAUUUUUCAUUGUAAAGUUUGAUGUGUAUAAUAUAUUCAAGACAACUGUGCAGUUCAAGAGAAAAAAAAACAGAAAGUGUCAGAGCCAAGGUUUAAAUGGGGGGAAGUUGUAACUGGAGCUUGGGUAGGAAGUGAAAUGAACAGACUCAGCAGCGUAGUGUCAACCCAGAAUUCAUCAAGUGCCACAGAGGAAAUGUACGUUGCACUGGUGAAUCUUUGAAGCAUUUUAAUCGAAGGAAUCGUUGCGAAGAGCCGAAAUUUGAUGCCAUUCCUAUUUGUUGUUUUACACCUCGAUUUUACUACGUGGUAAAGUUAUGGACACUUAUUUUUAUCUGUGACGUCAAAGUUUUUUCUCUUUUUUUUUGGUUCUCUAUCAUAUCAACCAGUGUAAGAUAAGCGCACUAAUGUUUCUUUCCCCUCCGCGUCACUUUGUCAAGUCCUCUCAAAUGCACAAACAACAUUCAUUAAUACCCUUAAAUCUGCGAGGGAUUUUACAACACUUGAACCUUUUUCGAUUAUAACAUUUCAGAAGUUUUACCUCACUCGGCCAGUGACUUUCAUUGCCUUUUUUUUUUGCGAUAAAGGAAUCCCUGGUGCUCUGAUAAAAGGCGAUUCCACAACACUACAUCCUUUACAUGCUGUUUUAAAUCUUAAAGUUGCUAAAGUAAAUUGCUUCCAGUCAUGUAAAGUUUAAUUUUGCCUAUUUUUCCUGGCUCAGACUUUUAAUCACCAACAUUGUAGUCCCCUCUUUUUAUUUCAAAUGUAUUUCUUAAUAGGGACUCAAGUGGGAAUAAACGAAUGGAUAGAUGAAUUUUAAGGCAUAAAAUAUCAAAAAUGAAUGACAAGUGUCCAAAAAAAGUUGCUCUCAGUCACCAAAGACAAAUGCUAGCUAGUACAAACAAGUGCCCACUUAUUAAUGGAGGUGAAUGACAACUCGCUAUAGUGAGCAGUGUUUGUGUCUCUUUGUGACACUGAUGGAGGCAGAAGUGAAAGAAUUUCAUCGUGAAUGGCCGGGGAAGAAAUGCAAGAUGACGAGGGAUUUAGUAAUUCAUGUACAGUGCAUCACUGUUGCCUCUCUGUCCAUUGUGAAUGUGAAUACUCCCCCCAUGUCCACCCUGUUUGCCUGUAAUCUUGGCCCGCCGAUGACGUGCAGAGUUUCGAGGUCAUCGGCAUUUCUACUUUAUUUACCUUUGUUGCAUUUUGUGUAAGGCGAUAAAGCUGGAGUAAAGUCUUUAUCCUCACUUCCUCUUGCUCAUGUAGGGAUAUUUUACAGGCAAGUGAUUGAAGCAGUGUAAAAAUCUGGCACAAUGAGAACUUGAUUAACAGCUAAAUUGCAGACCAAAACACACUGUGAAAUCUGCCCCUCCACUCCUCCGAGAUCCCCGUUAUGACUGAGCCACUCUUUAUUUCUUUUAACUUAUUUAAAUAACUUAUUUUAUUAUUUUUUUCAGUAGUUUUUAAAGAGGUUGUUGCCACGCUUCACUCUGAACCAGUUGAAAGAGUAAAUGUGUGGUCAGCCAACAGCUCACCAUUUACAUUAGAAGAUUUCCUCAACCAAUAGGAUGCCUAACACUGGAGUCUAUGCAAAAAAGUAAUUGUUAUUGCAAAGAGAAAGAGAAUAUGGAAACUAUUCAAAACAUUGUCACUGAGUGCACUAGAAGCAUUAAAGCUUGAAAGCUGUUUGGAGAUCUGACCACAGCUCAGAAAACCCAACAAACACCCUGUCUACGCCUAAAAAUAUAUUUAAAAAAUAACAAACACUGUCCACGCAACCUUCAUUUCACAAAAUAUCUCCGUCCACACUUAAGCGCAAAAACGACCCUAAACGCUCACGGGCGUGCACGAAUCGAUUCCCAAACGCUCUGUAUUUGUGGAGUUAGAUUUGUCUCAGUAUUAACUGUGUCAGAAGAUUGACAAUUUGUGUUUAGAUGUGUAAUCUGUAAAUAUCAAACAACAUAAACAAAAAAGAUUUGUAAACUCAGAAAUACAUUUUCACAUAUAAAACAUAUCUGCAAAUACAUAAAUAUAUCUGUGUGCAUAAAAUGCAAAUCUGCAGUGUAGAACUGACAUUCACAAAUGAAAAAUAGAUUCACAGUGUGAUGUCAGAAAUAUAUACAGAAAUGCUUUUCAUUUAUGUGUAAAUUGAUUACGUACUUUGACUUUUUUAUUUGUGUAAUUUGUAUUUGUAGAUCUGUUUUAUAUUUGCAAAAUAGUUAAAAUAUUCUGUAUUUGUGAAAAGGUCUUUUAUAUUUACACAUUACACAUUAGUACAGAUCAUUGAUCUGCUCAAACAAAUAAUAUUGAGACAAAUCUAUCUCCCUACAUUUCACAUGUCUAAUUAGAUAAACAGUACGUGGAGUUUUGAAUAAUCUGCACCCUAUAAGGCAUUUUAAAAAUAAAUCUGUUUUUGUGACUUAAAUCUGUGUGUGGACAAGAGGCCAAAACGUAGAGGAUUUUUUUUUUUUUUUUAAUUGUAUACAUUUUGAUAGGGCCAAAAAUUGCAAACUGUUUUUAUAUUUGACAACGUUUUGUCUCAUUGCGUUAACACAUAAACACUAAGGAAUUCCUGGCUUUGAUUACAGGCUUUGUUUGUCACAUUUCAGUGUGUAACUUGUACAAAAAGACAGUAAUACAAAAGAAUGUCUGCAGUAUUUCUCAUUAACUGAAAAGCACACAGUAGAGAGUUUAAAGAUUGGGCAGACUCGAAAUGUUGGGAACUUGUUGUAUCAGAAUGUUUAGAAAGUAGUUUGGGUUAAUGUGUUUUAAGGGCUAACCUCCAGUACACCACACCACGACUAAAACACACCUGAGAUAAUGAAAGAGGCGGGCGCAGAAGCUGAUUUACAGUGCAAGAAUCACAGUCUGUUACGGCAAACCUUCCUUAUAGCUCACAGCCAUCACAUUAACCGCUGUGUGCGUCCAUCGUUCAGGAUCGCAGAAGCAUAAAGUGACCACCAUAGUGCUUGCUUACUCUAACAUUGGCAGUCUAAUUAUUGUUUCAGUGCUUUUUGUCAGACGCAAACUCAUAAUUAUUUUCUCUGUCUUCAUGUUAAAAGACUCGAUGGCCCAAAUAUUUUCAGCGGGAUUUCAGGGGUGAAAAUAAAAGAUAUUUGUGUGAAAGCUAUGAGCAAACUGUCCUACUGGGUAUUGGAAUAACUUGUUUUGCCUUUUCUAUAAAUACCCUCGGAAUAUGAAUAGAUAUCUUUGUCUCUGAUCGGAUGGUUGUAUGUAUGCCAUCGAUUAAAUGUUUCCUUCAUGUUUACUUAUUUUGAACAUAACCACUAAUGUAGCCUAUCUGUUUGUGAAUGCAAGAGGUGAAGCUUACAUUUCAGUUCAUUUUUUGUGAGUUAUUUGGAAAUGGCAAAUAAAGUGGAUAUUACUAAUAACA
This is a messenger RNA of Plectropomus leopardus (leopard coralgrouper), 4623 nucleotides long. It is a transcript of the gene ralaa, whose product is annotated as RAS like proto-oncogene Aa. Gene Ontology annotation, molecular function: GTPase activity; GTP binding. Gene Ontology annotation, cellular component: membrane. NCBI's taxonomy places the organism in Eukaryota, Metazoa, Chordata, Actinopteri, Perciformes, Serranidae. The record is from RefSeq and is a predicted model, not a curated record. Gene Ontology annotation, biological process: signal transduction.